This is a messenger RNA of Oryzias melastigma (Indian medaka), 436 nucleotides long. RefSeq names its product kininogen-1. The record is from RefSeq and is a predicted model, not a curated record. Lineage: Eukaryota; Metazoa; Chordata; Actinopteri; Beloniformes; Adrianichthyidae.
CCAGAUGGCAGCAAAUCUUUUCCAGCUAAAGUUAUGACGGAUAAAAACUGACGAAGAAGCCUAUAGAGCAUUUCAGAAUUUUUUUAUAUAUAUCUUUUACCCACAAAGUUAAAAUACAAUCAACUUUUUAGACUAAAUAUCAUGUUUAAUUAGUCUCUAUAAAUUGCUAAAAAAAACUUUGAAGCAAGGAUAAAAAUUAAGGAACUUUGUUUUGGCUAAAAGUAAAUAAAACUCUUGAGCAGACAUGUUUGAAUUUUCAGGACUUUAAUGGUUACCACUUUAAUGGUUACAGCAGAAAGACUUCUCCAGCAUCAUCAGCCUGACAAAAUGAGCGACCCAAAGGCAAAGGAUCCUGCAGUGAAUGAGGGAGACGAUUCAAACCCAGAAUCUGGAAAAGGAAAGGGAAAGAACAAGGACGGACAUGGACAUGGACAUG